AACGAACGUAGGUAGACAUGCGUUGCCUGCGUGACCUCCGUCACUGUUUUAUGGUUCAAAAUAUUCAGGUUUUUAUACUGGAUGCAUUUACCACGUUGUAAUCACUUCAAUGGAUCCCAAUUUGGAAUACUGGCAUACCAACGGGCAGUCUUUCCUAAGCAGACUUCACAUCUGGUUGAAUGUUCUUGACCCCAGCUCUAUCCUGUCCUCUGAUGUUGAAAUUGAAAAUGCUCGUUCUCUGGUCAGAAGGGAAGGGAAUCAGCUGAAGAAUGAAGAGGUCCCCAAAGCAUGGAGACUUUCUCUUUCGUCUGUGCAUGCUGAUACGGGAGAGCCGAUUUCUGCUGCGUUUCGAUCACAAGCCUUUCUGCCUGUAUCAGCCCCUUUGGUCAUAGCAAGUUUUGUGCCACAUAAAGGAGUGACACCGGCCCUGUUUUGGCAGUUCAUGCUUCAGAGCUACUGUGCAGGUUUCAAUCAAGCCAACAGAAAUGUAUCAGCCACACCGGAGAACAAGCUCUCACUAAAACAGGCUCUUCUAAUUACUGGAACAGUGGCAUAUGCAACAUUUGCAGGGGCCCUUCCUCAAAUUAUAAUCCAGCGUUCGGGGGUCAGGAGUAUUUCAGCUCAGGUCUUCUGUAGGUCAGUUCUGCCUGUUCCUCUGUCAGCUUGCUUGGCUGCCUUUAGCGUCUUCGUCGUGAGAAGUGAGGAAUCUGAAAAUGGAAUAAAAGUCUUUGACGCCAACGGAAACGCGGUUGGCGUCUCUAAGGAAGCCGGAUUCAAGGCUGUAAAAGAGACGGCCAUAUCUCGAGCAGCUCUUUUCGGUACCACUGCAGUUGUUCCGAAUCUGUUAGUCCUCCUUCUCAGAAGAGCAAAGUUUGCCCAAAGAAACCUAAUGCUGCUUGCUCCUAUUAGACACAUCAGCACUGCCCUUGUCCUUGGCUUGAUGAUCCCUGUGUCCUUCAGUCUGUUUCCACAACUUGGCACGAUUAAAAAGGAGCAUGUAGAAAAGGAGCUACGAAGCGUAACCCAAGAUGAGGAGCUGUUUUACCACAGAGGACUUUAACCUUUACCUUCACCUAGCUUCUUAAAGAGCUCUUACUAGAAAACUGGUCUGAAAAAGAUGAAAGGCACCUCCACUCCAUAUUUAGUUAUUAAU
Messenger RNA from Clarias gariepinus (North African catfish), 1153 nucleotides. RefSeq names its product sideroflexin 4 (gene sfxn4). Gene Ontology annotation, molecular function: monoatomic ion transmembrane transporter activity. Lineage: Eukaryota; Metazoa; Chordata; Actinopteri; Siluriformes; Clariidae. The transcript has 14 exons. The coding region runs from base 110 to 1060 and encodes 316 amino acids. The record is from RefSeq and is a predicted model, not a curated record. Gene Ontology annotation, cellular component: mitochondrial inner membrane. Gene Ontology annotation, biological process: mitochondrial transmembrane transport; monoatomic ion transport.